AUGGCCAUGACCUGGGAGCCGCGGCCUACCGGGGUGCCACGUGCACGGUGGGCCGAUGUGGUGGAUUCGUCGCAGGAGCAGGAGGAUGCCUCACAACAGGAAGUGCGAGCAUCACAGCUUCUGCAUCAAGAUUCAUACCAAGAUUCCCAGGCCUCGCAGCAGGCCUCGCAAAGCGGCAUCUGCGACCUGCUGCGCAACAACGCGAACCUCGCCGAGGCCGGCGCCUCGCAAGAUGAUCGGAUGCCGGACAGAGAAGUGGCCUCGAGCUCCACGGACCGCCCAGGUUUUCUGUCCCGGAGACGCCACAUGACCGAGGCAUCGGUGAGCGAGGCAAUGGGAACUUUGGCCGAAGAGCCCGAAGUCAGCCCGGUCCGCCAGGAGCGUCGUCCCUUGUCCUCGGUCCUGACCGAGGCCGCCUCGUCUCUGACUCCUGCACCUAAAGCGCAGGAGCGCAAACGAGGUGGUACCGCUCAGUCAAGUCCAGCGACCAAGCGCCACCGUCCACGUGGUCGGAACUCCGUACCACGAGAGGAGGAGCAAGGUGCGGCGCAGCAGAACCAAGCACAGUUAAGUGAGGAGGACUGGGUGCAGCGCCGGAACAAGCGCCGAACAGUGAUCCUCUCGCACAAGCGCCGUGCCGACUACAUUGCUUACAACUCGGCCUGCCCGCGUGGAAGUCGGGACCCCGACGAGCCCAACACGCCCGAUCCCGACGCGCGAACCAGCAAGAGGCAGUGGGAAUCGGAGGUUCAGCACUGGCGGAAGUCGAUUCGCGAGUGGAACGGGGUGAACGGCAUCAACGACGAGGAGAUCUUAGAUGACAUCAGUGAGAGCGGCUCUGAGCCUUCAACCUCGAAGCCUGACCUUCGGGUUGCUAGUUUGACCAGCGAUGCCCGUCGAUCUUUGAGGAAGUGGACAGCAAAAGCCAUUCAGCAACGGCGCAGCCUGCAGAAGGACGAGAAGGAGGCGAAGAUUGUGGAGGCGCCGGCACAGAAGGAAGCUCUGGAAAGGGCAGGCUCCUCCAAGCCAGUGGAGACAGCUUCCUUGCUAAAGUCGCGGAAUGGCUGCCUGCUGCCGACAAACGUCUCAAUUGGGCCAGCAGCUUACUACACUGGCUGCGGCCGCCAUGUCCGUUGA
Molecule: messenger RNA, 1137 nt
Organism: Symbiodinium sp. CCMP2456
Lineage: Eukaryota; Dinophyceae; Suessiales; Symbiodiniaceae
Source: the annotation of a GenBank genome assembly